AUGAACAGGACACAACUGCCAACCCUCUUCCGGGGUCUCAACCUUCGGGCUCAACGGUCCAUCACCUCGAGCCCCGUCGUCAACCUCGUCAACAAGAAGUUUGAGGACGCCGGCCUUCCUCUGCCUCCCAAAGCGCCCAUGUCCUCGUACGCCUUCUUCUUCACCGAGAUUUACCCGGACAUCAGGGGAAGCUACCUCAAUCCCGAGGGCAAGGUGGAUUCGAGAGCGGUCGCCAAGGCUGCCGGAGCCAAGUGGAACGCUUUGAGCGAGGAUGAGAAGAAGCCCUACGUGCAAAAGGGUAAAUCCGCACAAGAAGCGUACAAAUCCAGCUACCUGAAAUACUACAACUCCCUCUCCGCACCCGACCUCGCCCGUCUCAACUCCAUCCUCCCUCGCCCUCUCCUGAACCCCAACUUGCCCCGAACGGCCGCUGACGGUAGCAAGCUUCGUCACAACAUCCGGAACCCGAAGAAGGAAGGGGAACCCCAGAGGCCGAUCGGCGGGUUUUUCGCUUUCAUGCGCGAGUUGAGGGAGGACGAGGGCUUGAAGAAGGAGGCCGAGGAGAAGGGGGUCUCCAAGGGGGAUAUGCAGGUUUGGUUGAGCAAGAAAGGCGGGGAGACUUGGGCUACGAUGAACGACGAACAGAAGAAGAAAUACAUGGAUCAAGCCGCCGCCGUUCGAUCCGACUAUGUAGCAUGGAAGGCCAAGCAGAACUAAACUACCGAUCGCCGCGCCAACCAGACUUACCGGGAACCCUCGCCUCUGACGGAACUCCCUUCUGGUCGGCGUACUAGGUCCUCUGAUCUUUUUUUGAUUUUUGUGAUGUACAUGAAACACUGUUCUUCUUGAUUUCGAUUUUUUGGGAGAUGAUUAUGGAUCCGAGUACGGACACUAGGAAUUGAAAUACGAAAGCGCGAGUGUUGCUGAGGUUGAGCUCAGUGGUUGGUUUCAGGUACUGGGCACUCUGUACAGGUUCAGCAUGGCGAAUUAGAGUCGAAGUGAUCCAAGGGCUGUAUAAAUGGAUU
Molecule: messenger RNA, 1025 nt
Organism: Filobasidium floriforme
Lineage: Eukaryota; Fungi; Basidiomycota; Tremellomycetes; Filobasidiales; Filobasidiaceae
Exons: 4
Coding region: 1-717 (238 amino acids)
Source: RefSeq, a predicted model, not a curated record